AUGGAGAAUGCCACAGGCAAGAGGGCGGCGCCCUUGUCUGUUCAGCUGGAAUUCGGAGGUGGAGCAGAACUCCUGUUUGAUGGGGUAAGAAAACAUCAGGUGAAUUUGCCCAACCAGCCUGAACCUUGGAAUGUCCGACAUUUGCUGGUGUGGAUUAAAGAGAAUCUGCUGAAAGAGAGGCCAGAAUUAUUUGUGCAAGGAGACUCCGUGCGCCCAGGAAUUCUGGUGCUUAUCAAUGACGCAGACUGGGAGCUGAUGGGCAACCUGGACUACGAACUGCAAGAUCAGGACCACGUGGUUUUCAUCUCCACCUUACAUGGCGGUUAAGCAGCCGGGGAGGGGGCCAAAAGCAGCAACGACAAAACUAAACUGUAUCCUGCAAGAGGAAAGAGGCCGGUCUUUGCUCUCAUCCCAGCUGGGUGGAGCUGGCCUCUUAAGAGGACCCUCCUUAAGAAAGCCGGUUUUUGGAGCGCUUGGAUCUGCCUUCCCUCUGCAGGUUUGAAUCCCAGCCAGGGAUCGGAAAGACGUGACUUUGGAGCCCUUUCUCUUCGGCUCUGGGUCAGGCAAGUUUCUUGACCGUGAUUGACUCUGAGAAAGGGCUGGGCGAACCGAGGGCUGCAGCCGAGCUCUGCUGUGGCUUGUGGUGGCUGUUUGGUGUCCGGUGAACAAGAAGCCCCCUCUUUUUCUCCCUGGCAGCCAGAAGAGGCCAUCACAGGACCACCGUCUGCCUUUGCUUGUCUCCGUUGGAACUGCAGACCCCAACUAGCAUUUCUGGUCAAACUGAAAAUUCCUCUAUCUGUGCAGCCAACCUGCAAAUGCUUGCUUUAAAUUUAGGGGGGCAAGGGAUUCCCUCGCUUGCUUUUUUUUAAUACAUGUUAAUAAAGCAUUGGAUAGAGCUGAGAUCUCCUUGCUAAUGCUUCUGUUUGCCUCCUGCUAUGAAUUGUUUGUGUACCCUUUCAUCUGCCGUGCCAGAGGCCUGCUCUGUUGCCAGCUGCUGUAGCAGUUAAUAAAAGUGCUACCCCUG
Messenger RNA from Python bivittatus (Burmese python), 1024 nucleotides. It is a transcript of the gene URM1, whose product is annotated as ubiquitin related modifier 1. Gene Ontology annotation, cellular component: cytoplasm. NCBI's taxonomy places the organism in Eukaryota, Metazoa, Chordata, Lepidosauria, Squamata, Pythonidae. Gene Ontology annotation, biological process: tRNA thio-modification. The record is from RefSeq and is a predicted model, not a curated record.